AAGCGCUUGUCUGCCUAAUUCAAGCUUCCACAAGACCGGAGCGACACUUUAACUGCGGCGCUAUUCUUAACUUGAAGACUACCCCACGGAGUGAUAAAUGCGGAGAUUUACCAUUGUAUUAAAACGUAUCAAUGUAUAUAUAAAAUAAUUUAGCUUCGGUAUGAUACCUCCUUCGAAGUAUUUGUUGGUGAGAUAUUUAACAACUAGACUACAUAGAUAAAAUGUGCCGUUGACACAGAGUAUAGUUUCAAAUGGAAUAUCCUAAACUCCGUUGGUGAACACUAUCAAUUAAGAAAUGACGGACACGAAUAUAAAAAGGAGAGUUACGAAAGACAGCGAGGAGAAGAGUGAAAGUAACGCGAACAGUAAGGACGAUGAAAAUUUGAUGCAAAACUGGAGUUUAACUUUCACGGAAUAUGCUGUAAAUAAUCAGUAUCCUGGAGAAUUUGGAGUGAAAGGCAUGGACAAUAGUCCGGAACACAGCUCAGAACACCUCCGAUCAUCCCGUCCACCCGACGGUCGGGGUUACCAUCUUGAUACUGGUAGACAACCAAAUAAUCUAGUCGAUCCUGUACAAAUACACGGAAUAUUCCAAGCUGGGAGGCAGUCAGAGAACACAAAUGUUGCUACUGAAAAGAUUGACGUUCAGCUGCCGCAAGCAGAACAAUUAAGUGAAGAUAAACAGUCUGUCAGUAUUGAAGGAAAAGCCAUGAGUAUUGCUAGGUCACGUGACAAAACUAGUGCACGGACGCGAGAGAGAAACAGUGCACAGCUUAAGAAAAGUGAAAACGCCUCAGUUAAAAGUAAUAGGGAAAGUCCUUCUGAGGAUAUGUCCGAAAAGAAUUUACGUGAUUAUCAUGAACGCUUUCAAGGCAUUCAAACGGGUCAAAGACAUGGAGACCUUAGUGUGCAUUCUGUGUUGCCUGCUAUAGGUAAUCGACAAAGUUCAAGAGAAAAACCGGAAAUAAUGCGGGUCGGCAGACGUUCACAGGCGGGAAAUAUACGAAACACUCCUCCGCCGAAAAAAGAUGGUUACGGCGGCAAAGUUCAGCCUAUUUAUGUAAGGCUUCCUGGACAACGAACCGGUCAAAUGAUGUUCGCGGAAAUGAACCAGCAGUCAGGUCAAGUCCGGAUUGUUGGUCGGGACAAGGAGAAGGAAAUGCUGGCGCGACUGGCAUGGUUACUGCUAGAUGCCGGUACAUCCGCUCUCCGUGCCACGUUCGAUAGCAUACAUCCGCCUCUCAAUCUGCGGGAACACUUGAGACAGUCGCACGUGAAACCCGUGCUUCAGAGACUCAUGCAACAGGCAAUUCUAACAGACAAACAAUGGCAACUUUUAUAUCCGGUCAAGAAGAAACACGUGUCGUCACAGAAAUAUGACAGCAGAACUUUGAUCAUCCUCCUUGAGACAAUCUGCCAUCUUUGUCCACCAUACCCUCAUGGCUGGGGCAAGGAACCACUCCCUAAAGACGGGUCACUAAGUGCAGAUAUAGUUCGUCUGCAGCUUCUUUUCCAAGACAUUGCAAGACGCGAGGCUAUAGCUGGAGAAGCAUAUGUUCCGUGGUUUAUUCAAAUUCGUGACGUCAUCGUGCGUCUUGGAGGUCCUCCAAUCAGAAUCAAGAUAACAAGAAUAGAGUCUGAGAUGAUAAAUUUAGACAUGCAGCAACAUUACAUUCAGACGCUCAGAGAAACAUGGCAGCCGGACGUUAUACAGAAACUUGAGAAGGUGCAUGAAUUUCGCACCAAGACGUCAAAGGUCAGAAAAGCGUAUGCUAAUUCAAAAGGAGUCGAAGAAGGACUUUCACCAGAAGAUAGGGCAACAUUAAAGAAGACGUAUAAACUUCUGGUGGAGAAUGUACAAGCAGAAGAUGUUAUAGAUCGUCUGCAGCAGUCACAGGUCAUCAAGUUCUCCGACAGACAGGAAGUGCUCAGCGUCUCUAAGAAACAAGAACGCAUGCAGAUGCUUUUAGAUAAGUUGGCAGAUUCCAAGCUACCUUAUGCACUAAAGGCUUUAUUUGAUGCAAUGAAGUUUAAAUACAAAAAGUUAUACGAGCACGUGAUGGCCAUUAGAAAGCAGACGUACAAAGAAGGCGUGGUCAAUACAAUAGAUGUGUCCGGCAUUGUUCACGAGGCUCUCGUCAGUCAUUAUAAGACGAAGUUUUCACGUGUUUAUCCUUUCCCUUGGAGUGAUAAUAUUCAUGGAACCAUACGAGAUAUAUACACGCCAUUAGAAAUUGUUGACAGUAACGGUCACAAACUCCACAGCAAUGAAUUACUUCCGGCCCCUUGUCCAGCUGGAUCCGGUCGCGGAAACCGAAUAAUGCUUGAAGGAACAAGCGGAAGUGGAAAAUCUGUCCUUUGCGCGUGGAUCGCAUACACGUGGGCAACACAUCCGGACUUCUUUAAGAACAAGUUCAAACAUCUGUUAUAUUUGAAUUCAUCUUCAAUGGAGGGUAAUUUGGAAACCGCUGUGUACAAAAGUCUGUUUCCGGACAAUUUUAAAAUUAGCAUCAACGAAUUUUGGAAUAUGUUGGAAAGUAGAUCGAGCGAAGUUCUAGUCAUAAUUGACGAUUACGACAAAGGUCAAAACGUAGAUUUGACCAGCCUCAUUUCCGGUUCAAGAUUGAGAGAAGGUACCAUUCUGAACGCAGUCAAUCCAGACUUUGUUCAAAACAAUUCAUUGACACCGGAUAUAAAAUGGUUCAAUUUAGGCUUUAAUGAAAUUCAUAUCCGCAGGUGCUUCCGUAACUGUGUGACUUUGUCCGAGUUAGAGCACGAGGACUUUGAGAAGUUAUAUCAUCUGGCUGGUAGAGAGUCUUGGCCCCUUCGUCAGCACCUUGUAAACCCCAUGCUUGCUGUUACAGCUUUUGGGGUUUUCAGUGUGCUUCGGAAGGGAACAAUGUUGAAAGAAAUGAAAACUACCUGCGACUUACUGCAAAAAGAAAAAAUUAGACAAUUUGCUUAUGUUGUUUUUGAUGGGGAAAAAAAUGGGAACUUUACCGAAGCAGACGUCAUACAGGAAACGAAGGAUCCGAUUGUUCUUAAAUUUGGUGCUUUUAGCAAGUUUACACAGGGGUCAAAGUUGAAAUUCUCAUGCGGAAUAUCUGCUGAUUUUCUGGCAGCACGUCAUAUUGCUGACAUGGUCUAUGACGACAUUGAAACCACAAUCUUAAAGAAUAAAAUGGUCAAAUUUUCCAGAUACGCUCAGAUGAUGUCAUUCUUGUAUGGACAGUACCGGGACGAUAUUGACACCCAGAUUCUCCAGUCACUAUUUGAUCAACUUGCUGCAAGAAACGAAUAUUGUAUCCGGGGAUUCCAUUUACCAGCCCCGUCAUUGAGCACGCCUACCGGAAGUGAGGGCAAAGUGAAGGUACCACGUGGUGUUCUUCAAGAUUUCGCCACUAGUUUGCAAUGUCUCGCAGAAUGUCCAGAAAGACAGGACGUCAUUUGCACCAUCACUCAAUCGCUCCCACUAAGGCUGAUCAUCAAGAUGGACUCUAUGUUAACAAUCAAGUGUGUACAGGGCCUCUGUUUGUGUCUGGAAAACAACGAGUGUGUCGUACAAGAGUUAGAAAUUGAAGUACACCAGUAUCAUCAUUUUGAGAUGCCGCUGCUACUUCGUCUAGCAAAGUCUUUCAGUAAAUGUUCGAACCUACACUCUGUCAAAAUCACUUGGUCGUCAUUAGAUGUGAUGGCGAAAUUUCUGGCCCAGUUAAUGGACAACAAUCAAGCAAUCGACACUGUUGUACUAACUGAAGACCUCAGCAGGAAUCCGGUUAAUGUUAAACAGAUUUCAGCGGUGACUUGGGCGGCGCUUCAGUCCGCUUGUACUAGCAUGACAUCGGUUGAAAAUCUGUCAUUCUUGUCUUGUAGAGUGACAGCCAUUGUAAACCACGUAUUACAGUAUAUGCCAACAACCAUUGCGCAUGUCAACCUUACAGGAUGUGCCUUGAACCUGAUGUGUGCGGGUCAGAUAGCGAGCUAUCUCCAUGGUAACACAGAUAUACGUUUGUUUGAUGUUAGCUACGCAAACAUUAACAGUAGUGAGUUUGUAGCUAUAUUUCAAGGCAUGCAGAUGUGUGAAGGUAUUCAGACUGUGCGUGUGCGUGGGGCACGCCUCGACCGACCGUGCGUUAUCGCUCUGGCGGAAUACAUCAAACUUACACACUCUCUACAGGUCAUUGACCUGAGUGAUAGCGAACUUAAUACGGAGAUGUGCACGAGACUUGUCACAGCAAUUAAACAGAACAGAACAUUACAGAAACUUGUGUUCAAUAACACGAGAAUAACAGUUGAAGGGCGUAGAGUUAUUGCAAAAACAAAGUCCAAGGUUCAACGAGUGUAUGUGGAAGGUUUAGUCCCUAUCUACGGUUAAACGGAAACAAACGAGAGCACAAGAAUCUGCUGCUUGGUUAAAAAUAACUAAUUACUGAACUAACUGAAUAUUUAUAGUUUGAAUCUAUGACAUACCAGUAUAAAGUGAGAGCUUAUUAAAUUACCUAAUGAAGCCUUCCAUCAACCUUGACCCCUCAAUAUUAUACAUGUAAGUAUACACAUGUAUAGGUCGUCUUCAUAUAUUUCUAUUCUAAAAUGUAUGUUCCUUUGGACACAUUCAAAGUUGAUUUUAAGUUUUUAAGGUUUUAGAUGUAAGAGCGCAUUUUCAGUAAUAUUUGCCAC
Molecule: messenger RNA, 4677 nt
Organism: Ruditapes philippinarum (Manila clam)
Lineage: Eukaryota; Metazoa; Mollusca; Bivalvia; Venerida; Veneridae
Exons: 12
Coding region: 296-4375 (1359 amino acids)
Biological process (GO): regulation of apoptotic process
Source: RefSeq, a predicted model, not a curated record